AUGGCGUCUCGUGUUGGAGAAGAAGCUCAAACACUCCCGAAGCCCACAUCUCGAUCCGGAUCCGUCCUCCAAGAGCCCGUCCUGAUCCGUCCCGGCCGCCUCUUCGAGGCCCACCACGUCGGUCGCAUCGCAGCGGAGACGUACUACGACACGCCCCUGACCCAGUUCCUCAACCCUCACCGGGGAAAGUACUACGCCGACUACGAGCGCGGGUUCACGCACCGGGCGCUGGCGCGGAUGCUCUCGCCGCGCAACGUCACCCUGUUCGCGUACGAGGCUUCGCGGCCGGCGCGGCCCGUCGGCUACGUGCAGUUCGUGCGGCUGGGCGACGACGGGCCGGCGCGGGAGAUGGAUCGCGACGCUGGGCGCGCGUGGCGGCUUUCUCUCUGGGUCCUGGGCUGGGCGUGGUGGCUCUACACCCGGUUCUUCGCCGGGCGGGACAGGAGCGCGGAUCCGGCGGCGGGGAAGAGGUUUGAGGGGAUGGUUGCGGGCGAGGUGAGGAGGCACUGGGUGGGGAGGCCUGAGAGGGUGAAUCGGUGGCAUGCGCAGAGUGUGGUUGUGGCGGGGGGGUUCCAGGGGGCCGGGAUUGGAAAGAGGCUUGUGGCGGAGGUGCUGGGUAGGGCGGAUGGGGAGGGGGUUGUUGUGGGUUUGGAGGCUAGUAAGGCGGGCGAGCCGAUGUAUAGGAGUCUGGGGUUCGAGCUGCUGGGGAGGUUUGGUGGGAGUGUUGAUUUUGAGGGCGGAGCCGGGGGGGUGAUGAUGAGGAAGCCGAAGAGGGGGAUGCAGCAGGUGUGUUUGCAAAGGACUUCAGGACGGGCUUUGGCGAAUGUGGACGACGAAUAUAAGAGAAUAAUAGAGCAGGAUUCCAGGAUUCCAGGAUUCAAGAAGCUUGAGAUUCGCCGGUCGUCGGAAGAAGCUCUGGCAACUUGGCACAAAUUUUGGGAAUCUGGGCAUCGAGACAUGGAAUCGACAGGAGCCGAACGACGCUCGCGGUCGAGGUCUCGCUCCUCCGACCACAAUGAGCGUCUCGAGCCUCAAUUGCUGCGCGCGGCGGAGAACGACGAUGUAGACAAGCUCCGCCAGAUCAUCGAGUCUGCAAGGAAAAAGGACCAAUUGACCGAGAACUUCCUCCGCAUCGGCCUGGUCCGAAGCGCGGAGAAGGGAAAGAUUGGUGCAACACGGUAUCUUCUAGCUGAGGGGGCCCAGCCAGAUGGUGCGACGGGAAACAGACUGUCGCCGUUGUUCAAGGCCGUCGAGAGGAACAACAUUGGCAUCGUGCAUCUGCUUCUGGAGCAUGGCGCCAACGCGGAAACGGCUGAUAAGAAAGGCAGGACGGCCUUGAUGACGGCAGCAUGGAUGAAUUACUGGCACAUCUUGAACUCGCUGAUUGUAAAUGGCGCGGAUGUGAACGCGAAGGACGAAAGAGGAAGAAAUGUAUUACACAAUCUCGGCGCCGACAAGCAGUGCAACUGGGGUGACUCGGUGAUCGAACUCUUGCUGAACGAGAACAUAUACAUUGACGGGGAGCAGGGCCAGGACAAACUCGGGCGGUCGCCCUUACAUUGGGCGUGCGCAACGGGCAAAACGCAUUUUGCAGAGCUUCUCCUCACGCGGUCGAGGAUGCCGCGAGCCAACGUACACGCGAUCGAGUCGCGGGGGAAGACAAGUCUGCAUCUCGCUGUUGCUCGCGAUUCGGACGACAUUGUCGAGCUCCUUCUCAGGCAUGGCGCCGAGAUCAGUGCGAGAAGCGAUGGUGGGUGGACCGCCCUUCAUAACGCCUGCGAGCUCGGAUCCGAGAAGAUCGUUCGUAUCCUUCUCGGAGCUGGGUCGGACAUCAACGCUAAACUGCUCAAUGGGAUGACACCCCUUCACCUUGCGGCUCAAGGAGGCCACUUGGCCGUUGUGAAAUGUCUGUUGGAAAGAAAAGAUAUCAAGAGAGCGGCCCGGGAUACAUUUGGGAGUACCCCUUUCCUCCGGGCUGCGCAGAAUAGGCACAAGGACAUUGUGAAUCUCCUGGCACCUUUCAACCACAUGGAAGUAAUGUCCAAAGACGCGUUGGGUGCCAGCAAUGGAUUCAACGCCACUAUUGUGGAUUUUGGCAACUUCCACAACGAAAAUCGCGUCAAGCGACCAACAGUCUACGAACUACUCUAUGGUCGUGAUCCGAUCAAUCCGCGGAAGCCAAAGAUGACGAUCCUCCCGAAUGACGACAAGGCAUCAGACUUCCGAUGGAUCCAUCUCCCAGCCAAUAACAUGGCCUGGAUCGAAGUGCUCCUCACAAAGAUGUUCAUCGAAGAGGGGGCAAGUGAUGUUGACGGUUUCAAGGCCCUGGAGCGCUCCUUCUCGCAUCAACAUCGAGGACAGCAGAGCCAUUCACAUUUUAUGCGCCCACUCUGUCAAAGUGCGACAAGAGCAGCAGCAUCUACGCCACAACACCAUCACAAGCCCCCGGAUCCACCAGCAGAGAGUGGUCCGCCCAGGAUCGUGAUCAAUGGAGCCGAGUCCAAGGGGUCUCCCAAGCCGGCUUCGAGGAAAUCUACGUUCCGAGGAGACAGCAAUGACUUUUCCAAGUCUCCUCACGGCAGGGAUCAUGAGAGAGGUGCUCACAAGGAGAAGGGGAAGAAGCCUCAAGCGAAAGGUAAUAAGUCGCCGAAGCUGAAUGAUACGCCGAGUAAAGACAAAGAUACACCACGCAGAAGAAACCCAUCUUCAGAAAACCAUCGGCCUAGCAUGCCCUGUAAGAAAGAGCCUAUGCAGUCGAAGGCCAACGUUUUCACAUUCAUGCCAUACCUCCACUUCGAAAGUACCAGGCGGCGGCAGGAGAUGCAAGAAGCCAUUGAGAGAGCUGAAGCUCUGCGGCUUCCACUUUGUCAAUAUCCGGGCAAGCCUGCGACCUAUGAUGAGAUGUUGAUCAGAGCACACCUGGCUACGUCCACUGCAUCGCUACAUGUCCGGCGCACAUUAGAUCAAUUCUUCUACCACAACAUUGAUACCAAGAGCCGAGAUCAAGACCAGGUUGUUUACCGCUACCAGCUCAAAGGCAAAGAUCAAAAGGACUCGGAAGUUGAUCCGAAAAUCGUGAUGGUCGACCAAUUGUGGAUGUGGGUACUGGGGAAAGACCUGAUUGUUACCAGCUUCCCCCAGAGGUGGCAACAGCCUAAGAACGACCCCUUGAACGUUCUAGAUAGUGUGAUCGAAGACAUCAAUAGCAAGACCCGGGAGCCUGUGAAAUCGGUCUACGACCUGGCAAUGAUUAUCACGGGUCGAUGUACCGGCGUGUUCGACAGACAUCGGAUGGGCGACGACGAGUACCUAUUCCUAGAUAUGUUCGAGUCAAGUAUCGGCAGUGCGACUGAUAGAGAGACUCUGCUGUUCAAGGAAUUCAACGAGGCUUCGGCACAAGCCUCGGUAUGGCUGCAACACCAUCGGAAGUCACACGGCUUCUCCCGGUUCGUCGAGCACGGUACUACCGAAGCAGAGAUAAAACACGAAAGCAACUACAUGAAUUGGGACAGGGAAGAAGAGAAGUUCAAGAUGGAAGAACUCAUGCGGAAUCCGCCUUUCAUCGACAAACUCCUCGACAUCGGACAGGAAACGGACCUGCUGGCCGAAACGAAAGAUAUCCGCGACGAGUUGAAUAUGAUUGCCAAAGUCCUCGACGACCAGAAGAACGUGCUGCCCGAUCUUCAAGAUGCCGUCAGCGAAAUUUACCGAGACGAGCAGAAAUCCCAGCAGGAAGUCAAGAAGCGCUUCCGAGACCAGCUGAAGACUAUCGAUGUCCACCUCAAAGACAUCGAGCGCAUGGAUCGCCAGGCCGAACGCAUCUACAAAUCCAUCACCGACAUGCUGGACCUGAAGCAGAAACACGCCAACGCCUUCGAGGCCCGCUUUGCGCGGGACCAGGCUGCCGGGACCGCCAGACAGAGCCAGACGAUCAUGGUCUUCACCAUCGUCACGAUCAUCUUCCUCCCGCUGAGCUUCAUCGCCGCCUUCUUCGCCAUCAACAUCCGCGAGUUCCCCGGCGGCCGGAGCAGCAGCGCGGAGGAGGCCGGACCCCCCGCCGCCGGCCUCCCCCUCGGCUACGUCAGCAAGUACAUGUUCGGCAUCGGGUUCGCCGUCUCGAUCCCGCUCAUCGCCAUCGCGCUCAGCCUCGACGACCUGGGGCACCUGCUGCGUCGCGCCCGACGCUCGCUCACGCAGCGCCGCCUCAGGAGAGAGAGGGCGGCGGCGGCGGCGGCGGCGGCGGCUGCGGCUUGUAACAGCGAGAAGGGUCGUCCUCCUCCCGCGGGCACCGCGGGCUCGGGCGACGGGGGAGGUGGCUUGCAGAAGUCGAAUAUGCUGCCGUUUGCGCGGGUGCUGAGCGUGGCGCGGAGUGCGCGGAAGAGCGUGGAGACGGCGGACUGGAUCCGAGCGAGGUUUUCGACGUCGUCGUCGACGAGGCGGGGGAUUGGGGAUGGGAAUGGGAAGGGGGUGGGUAUCGGUGACGCAAACGGAACCGGUGUGGGAACGCCGGACUUCAGACAGAUGGCUACGGGGUUCAAGAUGAAGAGGGUUAGCGGGGAUGUGGAAAGGGGGUACUCUGAAGGGAGGGCGGCUGGGUAG
This is a messenger RNA of Drepanopeziza brunnea f. sp. 'multigermtubi' MB_m1, 4599 nucleotides long. RefSeq lists its product as uncharacterized. NCBI's taxonomy places the organism in Eukaryota, Fungi, Ascomycota, Leotiomycetes, Helotiales, Drepanopezizaceae. Gene Ontology annotation, molecular function: RNA nuclease activity; metal ion transmembrane transporter activity; RNA binding. The record is from RefSeq and is a predicted model, not a curated record. Gene Ontology annotation, biological process: transmembrane transport; RNA processing; metal ion transport. Gene Ontology annotation, cellular component: membrane.